Molecule: messenger RNA, 326 nt
Organism: Enterobius vermicularis (human pinworm)
Lineage: Eukaryota; Metazoa; Nematoda; Chromadorea; Rhabditida; Oxyuridae
Source: the annotation of a GenBank genome assembly
AUGUUAUCUGGGAAUAUAUUUGGUCAACGUGCCUCAAUAUUGGCUGCUGAGGUCUUAACGUUAAUUGCAUUAGGUCUCAGUAUUGCAGCUAUUCUGAUGUCAUCAUGGCAGGUGGUUAAUCUGCGUGAAUAUAACUCAAUUCAUGAGCAUGGCUUAUGGUUAGACUGUACAAGGCAUACGCGAGAUGGUCCAAAUAAUCCUUUGGCUAGAAGGUUUCAAAAUUUUAUUUGUAUAAAUUUUAUAUUCGUUAUAUAUAUAUUAAGAUAUUUAAAUUUAUAUACCAUGUUUCCUAGUUCUUUGUAUGUGUAUGUGUGGUUUUUUUAGCU